Molecule: messenger RNA, 3246 nt
Organism: Aspergillus puulaauensis
Lineage: Eukaryota; Fungi; Ascomycota; Eurotiomycetes; Eurotiales; Aspergillaceae
Product: serine/threonine-protein kinase
Exons: 3
Coding region: 1-3246 (1081 amino acids)
Biological process (GO): intracellular signal transduction; protein phosphorylation; negative regulation of glycogen biosynthetic process
Cellular component (GO): cytoplasm; nucleus; cytosol
Molecular function (GO): ATP binding; protein serine/threonine kinase activity
Source: RefSeq, a predicted model, not a curated record
AUGACAGAUACCUCGGGCAACCAGGGUGAUUCAUCAAAAUACUCGGUUGAAACUCCUACAGGUGGAUUUGAUUCCUUCCCAAGGUCUCCACUUCUUGAACAGCAUGAACAUGGACUUGGACCAUCCGGUUUAGAUCGUAUCCGCUCGCAGCCGCCCUCUCGGGUCUUUACACUCCCGAAUAUGUCUACCUCUUCUAUAGGCGCUCUUAGCCCUCGGACUCUCUCUCCACCGCGCUCCCUUUCAUCAUCGAGAGCCAAUUCCAUGGCUGUUGGAUCCAGUCAAGAUGUGAAUACUUUGGAAGAUCUUCAUCGAUUCCCAUCAGAAUCACUACAUUCUUUUUCGUUCGCGCAACAGUCCGAGGAGCUAUUACACAAUCGCCAGAAUAUCUUGAAAAGGUCUAUAGAUUUUAUGCGUGACCGCUUCAAAUGGGGUUCCAGCAGCACUGCCGGAGCUCCUCAGUCUCGUAUGCGUGGUGAUACGGACACGCAGGCCAUGGUGGAUCUUUUAUCCCAGUCCACCAUUUCAGGGUCCUCCUUGGGGGCCAUGACCGGCCCUGCAGACAUGGGGAGCGACAAUGUUUUCGAAAAGCAAUUUAUGGAGCACCAGCGACCCUUGCCGGAAGUUAAGGAGGCUGUGCAGCCGCCAGCGCACUCACAAUUAACCUCGAGUCAGCAGCUACCUGCCGAGAGGAAAGGGUUAAAGUCCGCUCCUUCAUCCAGGCGCGUAAGCUUAAAACGUACAUUCACGGACGUCAGUUCUUCUAUUACACCUCAGCGGCAACUGAUAGACACUUUAGCACAACCAUAUACGGCCACAGACCCCUUUUCCCCGCUUAGCACAUCGACCAUUGGAUCUGUCUUUCCGACUCCUACCUUGCACACCCAUAGCAGCAAAUGGAACCCGGUUUCACAGGCCGUUUUUCGGACUGAAUCCAAGGCACCCUGGACCAUCCUAGCGGCAAACGACUUAUCAUGUCUCGUAUUUGGCGUUACACAGGCAGAAGUACGCAAGUUGAGUAUUCUAGAGGUUGUACAAGAGGACAGACGACAGUGGCUCGAGUCCAAACUGCGGGACCCCAUCACCGACGCUGCUGCGAAAGUUCGGCCGUCGCCAGAUAAGUCCCGUAUGAAACCCGCUACUCAAAGGUCCAUGGGAAUGGGCAAUGGUGUUACCGCACAGUUACUCAGUAAACCCCCUUCGCGAGCCCGACCUUCAAGGAGAGCCCAAACCGACGACGGCUACGGCUCAAGUGCGUAUACUGCGAGACAACUCAACCACCCCGCCACUAAAUCGCGCGGUGUUCUAUUAUGCGGUGAUGUAGUUCCCAUCCAAAAACGCAAUGGCACAAAGGGUUCUGCGAGUAUCUGGGUGAUGGAAAAGCGCGGCGGCCUAAUAUGGGUUCUAGAGGAAAUCCAGGAAGACGUCGCCUAUAUUUCCUGCGACGAUACGUGGAAUAUUACUGCUACCCGUGGCGCGACCGACAAGGUUUGGGGUCAUGGGGUGGUUGAGGCCGGUCAACAUCUCACAAAGCUUUUUCCUCACCUCCCUCCAAGUUGUCUCCAGGUCCCCGUUGAGAAGGGCCUCACCGAGGUUGUCGAAAUCAAAUACUUCGCGGCGGCUACUUCGGGGGCAGUUUGCAUACCUACUGCGGUUGCCAGAGAUGGAGACUCAAACUCUCUUCGGAUAUCUAGCUUCCCCCAUGUGGCUGGCAUCAUGGUUUUGUCCUCCUCGAGUUUAAAAAUCAUUAGCUCGAAUUCGGUUUUCUCAUCUGUAUUGUUUGGUUACGAACGCCCUGAGGGAUUGGACAUCACCGACCUCAUACCCGGAUUUGACGACUUCCUAUACGUGAUCUCCGACGAAGAAAAUGUGCCUCUGGUAGAUGGCGUUGUUAUCCCGGAGCUCAGUUUCCGAAGGGCGCGAACCUUGUCGAUGCUGCGCGAUGGAAAAGCUAAUGUCGCAUCGGUCUUUCUAGAGCCUGCUGGUAUCACUGCUAAGCACCGCGAUGGAUCUACUAUUGCCGUGGAUGUCCAGUUGCGCGUUGUAAAGAGCGGGUCGAUAUUUCCGAAGCAACGUGAGAAAAAAGUCGACAGCGAGAAUGAGACUGAUGAUGGCUCCGAAGAUGCUGUCACAGUAACGGAACUUGUAUAUGCGUUAUGGGUCACCUAUUCAAGAAACAUUCAUUCUUAUACCCCGGCAGCACGCGGACCGUCGCCGCAACAUGAAGCACCUUUGCAGAUGGAAAGCUCGUCUGAAGUUCCAACUCCCAGGCCCACGACAGCGAUGACUACAACUCCUCGACUUACAGUUCCAGAGAGAUCGAGGGCGCCGACUUCAACUCUGAGCCAGCAACUCAGUCAAGCCGCAUCUGAACCACUCACAGACAAGCCUGUCCAGCCAAUGCCGGAAGUGACACCAGCUAACGCUAAGGAGAGCAAGCGUACGAUCUCGGACUAUGUGAUCCUUGAGGAGAUGGGCCAAGGGGCGUAUGGUGAGGUCAAACUUGCCCGUCUGAAAAAGAAUCCUGCGAAGAAAGUUGUGCUCAAAUACGUGACGAAAAAGAGGAUCCUUGUUGACACAUGGACCCGUGAUCGCCGCCUCGGUACGGUUCCAUUAGAGAUCCACGUUUUGGAUUACUUGCGGAGAGACGGUUUGAAGCAUCCGAACAUUGUGGAAAUGGAAGGUUUCUUCGAAGAUGAUGUCAACUAUUAUAUUGAGAUGUUACCUCACGGGCUUCCCGGCAUGGAUCUCUUCGACUAUAUUGAACUGAAAACCAACAUGGAUGAGCAGGAAUGUCGGAAUAUCUUUAAGCAAGUGGUCAGCGCGAUUCACCACUUGCACACAAAAGCCUUGGUUGUCCACCGGGACAUCAAGGAUGAGAACGUGAUCCUGGAUGGGGAAGGUAAGAUCAAGCUGAUAGAUUUCGGGAGCGCGGCCUAUAUAAAGAAUGGACCAUUUGAUGUCUUUGUUGGAACGAUAGAUUAUGCCGCACCCGAAGUUCUCCAGGGAAAGUCAUACCGAGGCAAGGAACAAGAUAUUUGGGCUCUCGGUAUUCUCUUGUACACAAUCGUGUAUAAAGAAAACCCGUUUUACAACAUCGACGAGAUUUUGGACCAUCCCCUUCGGGUCCCGUUUAUACCAUUCUCGGAGGACUGCAUCGACCUGAUCAGGGGAAUGCUUGAUCGCGAUGUGGACAACCGCUUAACCAUAGGCGAAGUCAUGGAACAUCCGUGGAUGGCUGACAGCUGA